Myiozetetes cayanensis is the source of this 465-nucleotide messenger RNA. It is a transcript of the gene FAU, whose product is annotated as FAU ubiquitin like and ribosomal protein S30 fusion. The coding region runs from base 16 to 417 and encodes 133 amino acids. NCBI's taxonomy places the organism in Eukaryota, Metazoa, Chordata, Aves, Passeriformes, Tyrannidae. The record is from RefSeq and is a predicted model, not a curated record. The transcript is spliced from 5 exons. Gene Ontology annotation, molecular function: protein binding; structural constituent of ribosome. Gene Ontology annotation, biological process: translation. Gene Ontology annotation, cellular component: cytosolic small ribosomal subunit; ribosome.
CGGAGCUCCCCCACCAUGCAGCUCUUCGUGCGUGCCCAGACCCUGCUGACCCUCCAGGUCUCGGGCUCCGAGACCCUCGCCCAGCUCAAGGAGAAGGUGGCAGAGCUGUCGGGGGUGCCCCCCCAGGAGCAGCUGCUGCUCUGGGAGGGGACCCCCCUGGACGAUGGGACCGUGCUGGGGCAGAGCCCCCUCCCCGAAUUGGCCACCCUGGAGCUCUCCACGCGCCUGCUGGGGGGGAAGGUCCACGGAUCCCUCGCCCGUGCCGGCAAAGUGAGGGGCCAGACCCCCAAGGUGGCCAAGCAGGAGAAGAAGAAGAAGAAGACGGGGCGGGCCAAGCGGCGCAUGCAGUACAACCGGCGCUUCGUCAACGUGGUGCCCACCUUCGGCAAGAAAAAGGGCCCCAACGCCAACUCCUGAGCCAAAUAAAUGAAUUUUGGGUUCAUUCCCCUCAUUUUGGUGGUUUUG